Carya illinoinensis is the source of this 2044-nucleotide messenger RNA. RefSeq lists its product as uncharacterized. The transcript is spliced from 11 exons. Gene Ontology annotation, biological process: mRNA processing; regulation of mRNA stability. Bases 100 to 1764 code for a protein of 554 amino acids. The record is from RefSeq and is a predicted model, not a curated record. Gene Ontology annotation, cellular component: cytoplasm; nucleus. Lineage: Eukaryota; Viridiplantae; Streptophyta; Magnoliopsida; Fagales; Juglandaceae. Gene Ontology annotation, molecular function: poly(A) binding.
AAAUGAAAGGCUUACAAGUUACAACAGAGUAAAGAGAGUGGAGUUGUGGGAAGAGCCGAAGCAGCAGUGCCAGAGAAAGAGAGUUGGGAGGAUUCGGGAAUGGGUGGCGGUAUAUCUUGGUGGUCGGAGAAGCCUGUAUUUUUCAAGAUUAACCGGAAAUCGGAAGCCGAUUCCCUUCUCAAGUCGUCCAUCUCCUCCAAGCUCCAUGACUUCCUCUCUGAUUACUCCGACGACGUUCUUUCCGAGUAUAUAACGGUGCUUAUUUGCAACGGAAAGCAUCAAUAUCAGGCGAGGGAUGAUUUAGACGCAUUUCUUGGCGAGAGGACUGCCGAAUUCGUUACUUGGCUAUGGGAUUUCCUCUUGAGUCAGGCUCUUCAAUCCGGUUCAGACCUUAUUGCUUUAUCAGAUUCAAUAGAUGUCACCUCUGUCACCGCCAAACAUGACCAUGCUUAUCCCUCAUCCUUGACCAAAAUGGAUGAGGGUAUCAAUGCCGGACAAAAAAGCAUUCAGUUUACUAAUAAAUCUAAUAAGAAGGUUCUUUUACACGAGUCCAAUCGGUCACCUAAACAGGUUUUACAAGAAAAAAUUGUAAAAGCUCCUUCUAGCCAUUUUAAAUCCUCCUCAUCAGGAAAUGCUCAUCCCCGAAAUUCUGCUAAUAAUGUGACUGGAACAAGCCUCUCUGCACAUGCAACUGUUGUGGUAUCCGAGUCUCACCACAAUGAAAGGACACGGGGCAGUGUUUGGGAUAGACUUGGCAAGCCAUUGGACGAUGCAUCUGAAGGGAAUGAGACUGUUGAUGCGAGUGCUGUUGCUGAUAUUAAUCAAGAUGAGCAACUACUUAACUGGCGAUCACCAAUGCAUACUGCACUGAAUGGUGGACAUAGUCGGACUGUGAGAGGGGAAGUUCCUGGUCUUAGUAAGAAUGACCUUGUUGAGGGUAGAACAUUACAGCACAAGCCUCAUCCACAGCAUGCUGCAAAUAACAUCAGACGGAAGAGACACUUUGGUGACAUCAGUCUUGGCCUUGGUGCUGGUUCAGUUUCUUCUGUGGGUGGGAGGAAAACAGGUCUCAAAAGCAAAGAAAAUUUACAGGAUUUGAAAAAACCACAUAAGACUAGUGCUCCAAACUUGGCUUCGGAAGUUUUAGAUGUGAAACAAAAAUUGCAUCAAAUCGAGACGGAAAUGUCUAGGCUCCGAUCAAGGCAGAUGGAGAUGGAAAAAGAUGGAAAGCCAAAUUUAUUGUUAAAUUUUGGUUCGUCGAAGCAUCUGAAAGAAGAUUCUGAAUCAAGAACUGUAAUUGUGACAAAUGUACACUUUGCAGCCACUAAAGAGGCAUUAUCCUUGUAUUUUGCCAAAUGUGGGUCAGUUGUCAACGUGGUGAUUCUGACUGAUGAAGCAACUUCACGACGAAAAGGGUCUGCUUAUGUUACUUUCGUUAGCAAGGAGUCUGUUGACAAAGCAUUGGAAUUGAGUGGAAGUCAGUUUUUUUCAAGGACCAUAAAGGUGCUGAGGAAGGCUGAAUCAGCCACUGCAACACCGGGACCAGCCCAACAUGCUGGGAUCCCAUCCCAAGCACCUUUAACUCACAUCAACAGAAAUUUUACCACUAACAAACUACAUUGUUCGAGCUCUCAUUUACAGUGGCGAAGGGUGGACGUCUCUGUUCCAUCAGACCCAUCAGCUACAACAAAUGUUAAAUCGAGAGAAGCUGGAUCCUCUGCCUCCCAACAACAGCUUCCCGGCUCACCUACAUCAGUGAAAUGAGAUCUUUGUCUCGAGAGCACCCUGCGGCUUUCUAGUUCUGCUUAUAGUCACAUUUACUUGGCCUUUAAUCUUUCUUUCUUCUUUUCUCUUUUUUUUCUCUUUUUUUUUUUUUGAAUUUUGGGUUGGGGGAUCGGAAGAUUAUUAGGGCUCUGUGUGUUCUAAGCAAAUGCUGACCACGGCUGGCUAGUGUUUGGAUGUAUGGACUUGAUGAGCAUCAGUUGAUAUGAAAAAUCUUGUUAACCUUUGAAAUGCAGAUAACAAUGAAUCAGAUUCAAAAUUA